CGUUGCGCGUAGUUUGGCGCCGAUUUCGACGCACGAUCGAGUGACGAACCCGCAACUUUCCCAUACAAGAAGCUUGCUUUUCCGACCGGCCAAAAACGAUUGAACGAUUGGUGGUGCGACAGGAGGAUGAACACUGGCUCACCGAGGUGAUACUGUUUAUUCCUGAAAAACGGAUGCUGGCAAAGAUGCAGACUUCCACGGAGCAAAGCAUGUUGAACGACAAGAACCAGGAGAAGCAGGAUCUGACGCCGACACAGCUCAACCUGGCAACGGCCAUGCUGCAGGAGAACUUCCUGCAAAGGUCCAUACAGAAUGUCGCGCUGUCCCUGCAGAACGCGAUGAUGAACUCGCUGCAGCAGGCGGCACUUUUGCCAAUCAACAGUGCCGCAGCUGUGGCCCUAAACUUCCAGGCGUUGGAGUCCUAUUUGACGUUGCAAAGGCUGUCGUCCGUUAGUGCGAAUGUCAACAACAACGCCGGCAAAAUAGACAUACUGAAAAUCGCGGCGAACACCGCCAAGAUCUCCGAGGACACCAGCAACGAGGAAAACAACACCAGCCUCACGGAGGACGUGGACCUGGCGGAAAAGAUCGAGGAAAACCUGGCGCUUUUGGACAACGAGGAAAGCCUGAACAGCUUCCCGUUAUCCUCGUCGCCGGUGGACACGUCCUAUCCCAGCCUCAUCAUGAACUCCAUGUACCAGUCCUCGUCCUCCUCGGUGACGUCCUCGACGACCACACCGGCGGCGUCGAUCGCCAGUCGGCAGAAAGGCGUGGCCAGGCCCAAAAAACAAUUCAUCUGCAAAUUUUGUAAUAGACAGUUCACGAAAAGUUACAACCUGUUGAUUCACGAGAGGACACACACCGACGAGCGGCCGUAUUCCUGUGAUAUUUGUGGCAAGGCUUUCCGGAGGCAGGACCACUUGAGGGAUCACAGAUACAUCCACAGUAAGGAGAAACCGUUCAAAUGUGGCGAAUGCGGAAAAGGAUUUUGCCAGUCGAGGACACUGGCCGUUCAUAAGAUCCUGCACAUGGACGAAUCUCCGCACAAAUGUCCGGUAUGCAGCAGAUCCUUCAACCAGCGCUCGAAUCUCAAGACUCACCUACUCACCCACACGGACAUUAAACCGUACAAUUGUUCGGCCUGCGGCAAAGUCUUCCGUAGGAAUUGUGAUCUCCGACGUCAUAGUCUCACGCAUAAUUUAGGCACUAGCAGUAGUACUAGCGGGGGCGGUGGCCUAAGUACGUCCCUGCCCAAUCAGAAUUUUAGUAUAGACUCGAUUAUAAGCAAAAGUGCUGGCAGCAGUGGCGGCAAAUAGAUCUGAACUUUGUUGAUUGUUUUUAUUUUUUUUCUUUUUGUUGAGAUGUGAAGUUUAUUAUUUGUAAAGUCUUUGCAAAGGUUUUAGGCAAUUGUUGUGGAUGGAUAUACAUAUUAGUGAUCUCUUGUCUAAGGGGUUUGUGAAGAUUGGUGACUUUAUUUUGUAAAGUAAUUAAGUUUAUGGAUUGUAUAUAGAUUUUUUGUAAAUUGGCCCAUUUUGUAUACAUGUCAUAAUAAAAUAUAUUUUUGAUUA
Messenger RNA from Aethina tumida (small hive beetle), 1568 nucleotides. It is a transcript of the gene sob, whose product is annotated as protein sister of odd and bowel. Gene Ontology annotation, biological process: regulation of transcription by RNA polymerase II; embryonic pattern specification; embryo development. Gene Ontology annotation, molecular function: DNA-binding transcription factor activity, RNA polymerase II-specific; RNA polymerase II transcription regulatory region sequence-specific DNA binding. The record is from RefSeq and is a predicted model, not a curated record. The transcript is spliced from 2 exons. Gene Ontology annotation, cellular component: nucleus. Lineage: Eukaryota; Metazoa; Arthropoda; Insecta; Coleoptera; Nitidulidae. Bases 174 to 1316 code for a protein of 380 amino acids.